Molecule: messenger RNA, 4737 nt
Organism: Labeo rohita (rohu)
Lineage: Eukaryota; Metazoa; Chordata; Actinopteri; Cypriniformes; Cyprinidae
Gene: acsl1b
Product: acyl-CoA synthetase long chain family member 1b
Exons: 20
Coding region: 171-2369 (732 amino acids)
Biological process (GO): long-chain fatty-acyl-CoA biosynthetic process; long-chain fatty acid metabolic process; very long-chain fatty acid metabolic process
Cellular component (GO): membrane; endoplasmic reticulum
Molecular function (GO): arachidonate-CoA ligase activity
Source: RefSeq, a predicted model, not a curated record
CCGCGGUUGCUCAUAAACUCAACCUGUGGUUGUUCAGACUGAACUGUUUUUACCUUCAUCUGGUCGUUUCACCUUCCUGUUGGUGUGAUUCUGUGGGUGCACGAAGCACAUCGGCACCCACGCUUGGACGUACCUUAUUUUUCAAGUCUCAGAUUGAGUUGGCUGUAGUCAUGCAGGCACACGAGCUGUUGAAGCAGCUGCGAAUCCCUGAGCUCUCCGAGGUGAGGGACUAUUUCCGCAGCCUCUCCACAAACACCCUCCUCGGCAUGGGUGCGUUCACUGCCGUCACGGCGUACUGGUUCGCCACCAGACCCAAAGCCAUCAAACCGCCAUGUGACCUGCACAUGCAGUCAGUAGAGCUGCCGGUAAGACAACGCUACGUUAAGAUGAACUCAAAGCAAUCAAAGAUUUUAUAUAAAACUUUUUUGUCAGUUAUAGAUUUAUAUAAAACUUCACUUUAUGUCAAUCAGGGUGGGGAAUUCGCUCGUCGAGGAGCAGUUUUAAAUGGGGGUCCGCUCUUGACCUAUUUCUAUGAGGAUGCCAAGACCUUGUACGAGUGCUUUCAGAGGGGUCUGAGGGAGUCAAAAAAUGGUCCCUGUCUGGGAUCCAGAAAACCAAAGCAGCCGUAUGAAUGGCUUUCGUAUUCAGAGGUGAUUGAGCGAGCAGAGAAUUUGGGAUCAGCAUUAUUGCACAAAGGACACUCGAAGGAUAGAGACCCCUACAUCGGCAUCUUCUCUCAGAACAGACCACAGUGGACGAUUGCAGAGCUGGCCUGUUACACAUACUCUCUCAUAUCAGUUCCUCUUUAUGACACCUUGGGCACAGAGGCAAUGACCUACAUCCUCGACAAAACCUGUAUCUCUACAGUUGUAUGUGACAUACCUGAGAAGGCCAAGCUGCUGUUGGACUGUGUUUCGGGCAGACAGCACACCAUCAAAAACCUGAUCCUCAUCGAAAACUUUGACGCUGAUUUGGUCAGCAAAGCACAGCAGUGUGGCAUCGAAAUCAUCAGCCUGAAAGACGCAGAGAAUAUCGGCAAGGCUCAUCGACAGCGUCCUGUGCCCCCACAGCCUGAUGACUUGGCUAUUAUUUGUUUUACAAGUGGAACCACAGGAGAUCCUAAAGGAGCGAUGCUCACGCACAAGAACAUAGUGUCUAAUAUUUCUGCCUUCGUCUAUGUCACAAGGCCUUCUUGCCCCAUCGGUCCUCAGGACGCACACAUCUCCUACCUGCCCCUGGCACACAUGUUUGAGAGAGUUGUACAGGGUGUGACUCUGAUGCACGGAGCACGAAUCGGAUACUUUCAGGGUGACAUUCGAAUUCUUAUGGAUGACCUCACGACACUGAAGCCCACCAUAUUCCCUGUGGUUCCUCGUCUGCUCAACCGCAUGUUUGACAAGAUCUUCGGACAGGCCAACAGUCCUCUGAAGAGACGCAUCCUGGAGUUUGCCUUCAAGAGGAAAGAGAACGAGAUGAAGAGUGGGAUCAUGAGGAGAGACAGUGUGUGGGACAAGAUCAUCUUCAAGAAAGUCCAGGCCAGCGUUGGAGGAUGCGUUCGAUUGAUGAUAACUGGAGCGGCACCCAUUUCAGCUCCUGUUCUCACCUUCCUGCGAGCCGCGCUGGGCUGCCAGUUUUAUGAAGGAUACGGUCAGACCGAAUGCACUGCCGGCAGCACAACUACACUCCCAGGAGACUGGACUGCUGGUCACGUUGGAGCUCCUCUGCCAUGUAAUGACAUUAAACUAGUGGAUGUGGCAGAGAUGAACUAUUUUGCUGCUAAAGGCGAGGGAGAGGUUUGUGUGAAGGGUCCUAAUGUUUUUAAGGGGUAUCUGAAAGACGCUGAGAAGACGAAGGAGGCUCUUGAUGAAGGUGGUUGGGUUCACACAGGAGACAUCGGCAAGUGGUUGCCGAAUGGGACUCUAAAGAUCGUGGACCGUAAGAAGCACAUUUUCAAGCUGGCUCAGGGUGAAUACAUCGCUCCGGAGAAGAUCGAGAACAUUUACAUCAGGAGUGAAGCUGUGGCACAGGCUUUCGUACAUGGAGACAGUCUGCAGGCCUGUCUAGUAGCUAUCAUUGUACCUGAUCCAGACUUUCUGCCUGGCUGGGCCAAGAAGAGAGGCAUGGGGGGCUCAUAUGAAGAACUGUGCAAAAAUAAGGAGGUAAAGAAAGCCAUUCUGGAGGACAUUGUCAGAUUGGGCAAAGAAAGUGGCCUGAAGUCUUUUGAACAGGUGAAGGACAUUGCUCUUCACACCGAGAUGUUCUCCACCCAAAACGGCCUCCUGACGCCCACCCUGAAAGCCAAACGCGCUGAUCUCAGGAACCACUUCAGGAAACAGAUUGACGAGCUUUACUCCAACAUCAAAAUGUAGACCUGAGGAAGUGCCUCAGAUAUUUCAGAGUAACAGAGCUGAUGUGGGUCCCAUGACUGAAUAGAGCUGGUCCAAAAUGAGAGACUUGAGAGAGCUUAUUGUGAACUGACGUAGCAUCAGUUUUCAGUGCCUUUCAGAAUAAGAUUAUAUACAGUAGAUCAGCUGUGUUACUCGAAGCUUCAUCACUCAGCUUCAGCUUUUAAGAUCAUGCCUCAGGAAAACGUCCCUGCAUUUUGACACUAUCAAUUUUGCCUUUGACUGUUUUAAGAGAAAGGGAAGAGAAACCAAGAACAAAAACAUGCUAAUCAUGUUAUUGAGAACAAAACAAUGUUCUCUUUAAGUGCAAUUUUUUUUCUAAAGAGAUGAUAUAGAUAAGCCAAACAUGCUAUUCUAGCUAAAUUUGCUGAAAAUGUACUCAACAUCACUCCAAGAUGAAGUUGAGUUUCUUUGUUCAUAAGAACAGAUUUGGAUAAAUUUAGCAAAAUGUCAUUUGCUCACCAAUGGAUCUUCUGCAGAGAAUGGGUGCCAUCAGAAUAAGAGUCCAAACAGCUGAUAAAAACAUCACAAUAAUUCACAAGUAAUCCACACAACUCCAGCCCAUCAGUUAACAUCAUGUGAAGUGAAAAGCUGCAUGUUUGUAAGAAACAAAUCCAUCUUUUUGUAUCUUCAAUCAGUUGCUUCUAGCCAAAAUAUUGCGUUCUCCAGUGAAAGUCAUCUAAUAUGAAUCAGGAGAGAAAUAUGCACAGAUCAAACACUGUUUACAAUCAAAAAAACAGUACAAAACUGUUUUAAACAAAUAUGUGGGUUGAUUUUGAUAUGGGAGACAAUAGGAAAUUGACUUUUUCACUGGAGGAAGCAUUAUUAUGCAUCAUGGACUUGGAUAUUUUAGCAUAAAGUGACUUAGUGUUUAAAGUGAGUCUUGAUGGAUUCGUUUUCUUACAAACAUGCAGCGUUUUGCUUCAUAGACAUUAAUUGAUUGUCUGUAGUCGUGUGGAUUGGUUGUGGAUUAUUGUCAUGUUUUUAUCAGCUGUUUGGACUCAUUUUGACGGCACCCAUUCACUACAGAGGAUCUGUUGGUCAGCAAGUGAUGUAAUGCUACAUUUCUCCAAAUCAGCUACCAUGAAAUCUGAAAUAAACUCAUCUACAUCUUAGAUGGCCUAAACGUGAGUACAUUUUCAGCAAACUAUUCAUUUUGAAGUUUUAAGUGUUUUUUGGCCUUUAUAAAAAAUGUUUAAGUUAGGCUACUGCAUUAGCUGCGGUGGCAUUAUCGUGUAAUGAUCUCACAUUGUAUAUGUGUGUGUUUGGGAACUAUUAUAUACAGUCUCAGGGAAAAAAUGUGCCUUAUUAUUGGACGCCAGCUGCAUUUGAGUGUUAUUGAUGAGAGAGAAAAACACACACAUGCAAAAAUAAAUUAAUAAAUAAAAUAAAAUUUGUACUGUACCUCAUAAUCAAAAUGAAGGGCAACUACACUCCACACUAGAUGGAGAGUGGGAAACAUUUCACGAUUUUCUCUUCCAGUAGAUGUUUUAAUGUUCUGAAGCCUUUUUCUGGACUCUUUAUUAACAGGUUGUAAAAUGGAAAAAAAAAAGGAAAUUGUUUAUUGUUUUAGCAAAACAACUGUUAUUGGUUCUUUAUUCAAGAAACACCAGCAAAGCAGAUUUGUUAAGUUCAAAUUUUUCAGUAUGAUUCAAUAUGUCUGUAUAGAAUGUAUUCCAAAACAACUUUACAAAGAAAUGUGCAGAUGAUUCAUAAAUCUGUUUUAUGAUUGAUUCACUUAUAUUAGUUUUGCUUGUGUUUCAUGCAUAAAGUCUACUGAGUUAAAACACAGCCUGUGUCAUUACAAUAUGUACUUGUAUAAGCCAUAUGCUGUCUAUAUGAUGCUUUCCUUGUCUCUAAUGUUGACUUUAAGACAGCUUACAUUCUUAGCACAAGCAACAACUAAUAUUGUUUCUUAUUUAUGUGCAGGCUUUGAAUGGCAGGUGUUUUCAAGUGUGAUAUUAUAUAUGUGACAUGUCUCAUAUCAUUAUGCUGUAACAGCAUAGCAGAAUACAGGAGCUUUCCACACAUGUCCGUAUGUUUCAUUCAAGGUUGCUGCUUCGUGUUCAUUGUAAUUGUGUGUUUAUUGCACAGGUUGUUUUUAUUGUUUGUUUUAUUCAAGCUUUAUCCUGUGUGUGAGAUGACCUGUAGAUAAGCCAAAUCAACUGUCAUGUGUGGGACAAACUAAAGUGCACUCUUGAAACUGAUUCACUUGUACUCAAAUACAUUAUGGUGACGAUAAUGAUAAAUGUAAAUUUUCCAUGUAAGAGAUGUACAUGAUUGAAAUUAAAUAUGAUUUAUGGAUGACGAUAAAACGUUGUUUUCUCUUUCA